UGUGAUGGUUUCACAUCAACUUUUUCACCGAUUUCUCACCUCUUCUUGCACCGUUUGCGACCAGCAAUGAGUCGAACAAACACUUUUCGAGGAACUUUUUCGACGCAGACAUGAAGACCCCACUUUUUGAAGUGGUCAGCCAGCUCAGGACUCGCCCAGCGGCGCCCAAGAGGGGCGUUCCCGGGUCCAGCGGCUCUUCCGUCCGGCUGAGUGACUGGUGGCAGGAGGGGAAGAGGGCCCUACUUGUGCUGCUGUGUGAUAAUGGGUUCCUGUUACUUCAGCACAUUGUUGAGGGGAGGAAAGUGAACACCCGGCAGCUGCCAUGGUUUCAGCACCCAGGCAAGGCCAUCCGGGCCAUGGCACUGGACCCACGGGGGACAUGGCUGGUGUGUGCCAGUGUCAGAGGGUACCUGUACAUCAUCCCAGCUUUACUUCUCCUGGAUCCGUCUGCUGCUGUCAAAGUUCUGUGGAACAAGGAUGACGUCACAGAGGUCAAACCAACUGUCAGACAUGCUCCCCCUACCUGCAUUGUGUGGUGGUACACCUUUGAUGAUAAACAGGUUGCCAUUAUUGGCACUGAGAUAGGAGAACUGGUGUUUGUAGACCUGAUACUGGGGAGAGAGGUGGGCUCUGCACAGGUCAGGGAACAUGUGGUAACAAUGGACCUCGUCAGGGACGACAACCACUCUACAGUACACCUGCUGGUCCAGACUCAGUCAGGUAUCCAGUGGAGACUCCUGCUGGAGCAGCGCUCCUCCAUCUUGCCUGAGUCCCCGGGGACCGCCUCGGGGCUGGGCUUCGAGAUGGUGGACGCUAUAGACAGCUUUCUGCACACAGAUGAACCACGUCCUGAGUUUGCUCCAAAGGUGCUGAGCCAGUUCACUGAUGAUGUCAGACUGUCUGCCCAGCAGGCCAAGGGCUGUAGCCUGCUCAUGGCACAGGACAGGAGCAGGGCUGUGUGUAAGGUAUAUGACAGUGGUUUACAGAGGUCAGCCCUGUAUGUGUACAGACUACCUCACGACUCCUCACACAUCCUGCUCACAGACAGACUCAUGUUUGUCACCACAGCAGCCAGGGACACACAGGUAAAGUUGAAUAUAGUAUCCAACCAGAUGUCCGAGACAUCAGCAGAGGAGGCACAGACAGAGGAAACCAACUUGCACUCCAUCCUGCAGUCCUUCCCCCUCCCUCCACAUGAGCAGGUCCUUGCACUGUACAGGAAAACUUUCCCCCCUGAUCUCCUGAACAAACUGGAUAGUCUUCACAGCCAAUCACAGGACAGGAUUCAUGGCAGCAACCAAUCAGAAGAAAAGGGUGCUCUAGCCAGCCAAUCAGCCAAGGCUUCUCCCUCUAGUGCCGUGAAUGUUGACCAAUCAGAGGUAGACAUGACCCAGAUAGACUUUUCACAGGGAACUCUUUUGGAGGGAUGUGUUGUUGUGACUUCAGCAGGAGUGUAUGAGUGUAGACCCAGGACAGUCCCAGAGCAGCUGUUCCUUGACCUUGCUGUAACAGCAGGAGACACAGCAUCAGCUGAGAAACUGGGCAUCACUCUAGGGCUGGAUAUGAACAUGUUAUAUGAGGUGUCAGCUGACUGCAUGCUGUCGAAGGGAGAGGUUGUACAGGCUGUGAAGCUGUACCAGCUGUCCAAGGCCCCGCACAGCAAGCGCAUCAAGAAGCUGGCACAGUAUGGUCACAUGACUGAGGUCAUGACACAUCUGAAGCAGGUGCUGAGUAAGCCAGGAGAGCUGCCAGCUAAAGAGGAGAAGCAGCUGUGUGACUGUGCCCUGCACUGUUACACUCAGCAGCUCCUGCAGCACCCGGACAGACCAGCCAUCGUGGAGAGUUUCCGGGAGUUCCUCAUGGAUAACUUCCACUAUGACGAGCAGGCAGCACUGCAGCUGUUAGCCUCGCAGGGCCUGCACCAGCUGCUGUUUGAGGUAGCUAAGGCCCGUGCCCUGGUGCCUACAGCACUGGAGCUGCUGGCCCACCAGGGCAUCCUGCACCUGCCUGGGACCAUCCUGUCAGACCUGCUGAGUAAAGAUUAUGGCCCGGCCAUCUGUACAGCUGCCGCAGGUGCCUUCCUCAAGGCCCUGCCUUCAGGGGAGAUGGUGAGGGUACUGCUGACUACACCUGACAUGGCACUGGCUCACACAGGCAUGCUGUCCUCCUGUCUCCCCCAGCUUGAGGACAGCACACUGCUGAGUCUAGCCAGGCUGUUCGACCCCUCCAAAUCUGUAGUGUCCAGGGCUCUUCACAUGGCAAGGGCCAGGCACAGAACCACCUCUUCGUCCAGUGUCAUAUCGAUCAGUAGUCUGGACAGUGACCAGUCCCAUCCAGACAGAGGCAGCCGGGCAGCCAAUGCUCGAGAGCUGGUCCAGUUCUUCCUCUAUGUACUUAUUGUGCUCAACUACAGGAGAGACCACCAUUGUGAAAAGGGUGGCCCAGAGACAGCUGAUGAGGUGCCUGUAAAACGGAAACCUCCAUUUUCACAGGCAGCUGUGGUCUCCUGUGGACAACAGCACGCUGCACUUUUAACAGAGGAGGGAGUGUACACGUGGGGGAAGGCCCACCAGGGCAGACUGGGCCAUGGGCAGCUGCUGGGGGACAGUGGGUACGUGCCGCCCAUGCGGGUGGAGACCCUGUCCAUACAGCGGGUACAGGUCAUGUCUGUGUCAUGUGGACAGGACCAUACACUCGCACUGGGUCAGAAUGGGCAGGUCUAUGCGUGGGGUUCAUCCACCUAUGGGCAGCUGGGUCUGGGAGACUGGGACAGACAGACCCACCCAACCCUGGUCACCCAGCUGAAGGAUGUAUUCUGUGUCGCCGUGACAACAGGACAGUACCAUUCUGCAGCCCUGGAUGGGGAGGGAAGGGUGUGGACGUGGGGGUGGGGUGUACAUGGCCAGCUGGGUCAGGGGAAUGCAGAGAACCUGAACAAACCCCACCUGGUGGCCGGACUACAGAACACUGUCCAGGUCACCACUGGGUACGCUCACACCGCAGUACUCAACAGGAGUGGGGAGGUCUUUACGUUUGGAUGUGGUCUCCAUGGCCAGUUGGGACACGGCGCUACAGACAAAGUCAGCCUCCCCCAGAGGGUGCAGGGGAUUAUGGGUAAAGUCACCAUAGUUGCCUGUGGACUCUUCCACACGGUGGUGGUGACAUCCAGUCAGCAGGUGUACACGUUUGGUCGACACCCCCAAGUCUGGAAGCAGUACCUACAGAACAGUCGUCGGCAGGCGCGGGCCAGCACCUCCUACACACAGAGCCCUGCCAAACAUGCCAUGGGCCUGUCAGGGGAGCUGUUCAAGCCUGUGUGGGUACAGUGUAGGGUGGAGGGGAGGAUCAGGCAGGUGGCAGCCGGGGCUGUACACAACCUGCUGUUAAGCACCACAGGUGAGGUAUUCUCCUGGGGCAUGAACAACUGUGGACAGCUGGGACACGGGGGCAGGUCAGAGGUCGUCAUUCCCAAGGUCGUACACGUGUUGUCGGGGAAACUGGUGGUCGCCAUAGCAGCAGGAGAGGACUUCUCCGCAGCCGUUGGCAGAUCAGGGAAGGUGUGGGUGUGGGGCAGGAACAGCCACGGUCAGCUGGGGAUAGACAUGAAGCAAGGUUCCUCCUCAUCAUCAUCAUCACUGGGGAUGCAGAUCUCCUCCUUCAUUGGUCGAGACGUGCUGACGCCCCUGCAGCUCCAGGGCAUCCCCGGGGCCAUCGUGUUGAGAGAAGAGGAUGCUACCGGUAAUGGCAUCAGUGGUGAAGAUGAAGAGAGUCUGGAGGACCCAGAGGAUGACCCAGGUCUGCCUGACCUGUCUACAGCAGACAAGGGCGGUCCCUCCUACGGCAGACAGGCGCUGGGAGCUGCCAUUAAACACCUCAGGACGUUCUAUCAGCCACAGGAUGUAGUCAGACUGUGCCAGGACUAUGAGGACUGGGCCAGUGUUGCAGACAUCUAUGAUGAACUCAGGCUUUUCCCACAGGCUUUGGUCUACAGACUGAAGGCGAUGAGGAGAGCUAACUCAGAGAUGUCUGAUGAAGCUGUCAAUCAUGUGGCUUCCUACAUCACCAUGGUAACAGAGGACAGUACUGAGGGGACAGAUUCCAGUCAACAAUACCUGCAGCUUUUAGAAGGGAUGGUUGAGUUUUGGCAGGAGGCAGGUCUGGAGACAUCUGCCCUGGAGCCUGUGUUGGAGGAACAUCUGCCCACACUGGCCUGUCCACUCUUCAUCGUGAUUCACAGGAGGAGCAGGGAGCCCCAGACUGUGGGAGAGACUGAAGCUACAGCGGCUCCACCUGCCCAGUCUGUCAUGUUCUCCACACAGUUCCACCUGAAGCUGACAGCAGCUGUCACUCAACAGAUCACACAGGGAAAGGUUCCUUCGGAACAAGAAGAGGCCUUACAGGAAGCAAUUCUGGGAUCCAACCACAGCAGCCUGCUCCCGUUACCUAGCAACUCGGACAGCCUGGUCCCAGAGGAGAAACUCUGGCAGGAGAUCAUGCACAACCUCCAAAAGGAUGCUGGGAAGAGAGGGUACAUCCAGCUGUCUCAGAGUGAGGCUGAGGCCGUGUUUGGCGACCCUAGGCCAAAGGAGGAGUCCAGGAUCCCGCAGAAGGCCGUGUUCUUCACCUGCGGACAUUCUUACCGCGAGGACGACUAUCGGGAGGAAGUGUACAGGUUUGAGAGUCGUAUGAAGUCCCAUGGUGCCCCCCUCCCCCUCUCCACCAGACUGCUGUGUGACCAUUUCAACACUAACACACAGAUCCCCAUGGCCUGCCCAAAAUGUGUGCUCAACACUGUACUCAACGAUUGAAUCAAAAGCAAGGAAAUGGUACCAGAAAUUCAUUUAAGUUUGCAGCACAUAAAUGAUGUGGCCAGGUGAAAAUCAAGACUUUGUGGUUGACACAGCCAUAGUACCCUGGUACAUGUAACACAAUGCACGACAGUUCAAACCUUACAGUCCUAUGGCUGCACCUCGGGUCUUAUUGAGGACACCUGAGUCACUCCAGACCCUUGCAGUUCAGCCCCACGGAUUUUUAGCUCUCACAAUUCAGCACUUCACUUCAAGGAGGGAUUGGCCGGCACAACCAAUAACAACAGUGCAAAACUCUCACCGCAAAAACUGUGAUGAUAAGACCACUGCAAAUAUUUCACAAUUUACAGUAUAUUGUGAUUCCCUUCAAUGUCAUUCCAUUAUAUACAUGAUAUAGUUACUAUGUGUACUAUUUGAGUCUUACUAACUUUCAACUCAUUACUAAUCUAGUGCAAUCAGACAGAAAUAUACACAAUAGUAAUUAGCAUUUACAGAAAACUAAGAUUACUAUAAAUGUUGCUUACAAAGGCUUGGCCUGCUAAAUAAGUAGCCUUGUCAAAGACUCUUAAUAGGAACAACUUAACUAGACUUUUACUACUCAAAGUAUUUACCCAGUGACAGGAAAAGGUACCAAAGUCACUCAAGAUGUUAAGUCCUGGAGUAAGUUUUCAGGAAAAAAUGUACUGAAAAGUAUGUCCUGAUAAUAACUUGAAGGUUGAAAUAUAUUAAUGAAGUUUUAUGAGGAUGCUUUUGUUACUCACAACAACAAAUGGUAGAAAAGAAACAUCAUGUGCUUAUAAUAUUGUUGGUUUGCUUUUAUCUGUAAUUCUGGUAUUACAUGGUAGGAGGCAUUGUUGUAUUUCUGCCAUUGCAAUGACUAUUAGUAAUUACUCUUUGUAUUCCUCUGAAAGAUGUAGUAUGCACACCCUGAAUACACGAAAUUAAAACACUGGUGCAGAGGAAGAGGUUGAAGAUUGGGAACAUGGGUUUAAUCACUGGCCCACCUGUCUAGAAGUUGUGUGCUUGGAUAGGCACUCCACAUGGCU
This is a messenger RNA of Branchiostoma belcheri (Belcher's lancelet), 5854 nucleotides long. RefSeq lists its product as uncharacterized. The record is from RefSeq and is a predicted model, not a curated record. Bases 111 to 4808 code for a protein of 1565 amino acids. Lineage: Eukaryota; Metazoa; Chordata; Leptocardii; Amphioxiformes; Branchiostomatidae. Gene Ontology annotation, molecular function: protein binding. The transcript is spliced from 30 exons.